Messenger RNA from Peronospora belbahrii, 909 nucleotides. NCBI's taxonomy places the organism in Eukaryota, Oomycota, Peronosporomycetes, Peronosporales, Peronosporaceae. The record is from the annotation of a GenBank genome assembly.
AUGCGACACAGUAUACUGAUGAAGUUAAUAGCACUACUUGUAAGUAGUUAUGCGGUUGCUACACAAGCAGCAACAGAAACGACAGAAGAAAUGGCCUUUGUGAGUCUGAAUGUAAACGAUGGUGGUCGUAAACUUGUUGAAGGACCGGUAAAUACGAUGCUUUUGGCACAGGCUUACAAUCCGGGUGGGGUGAUCCCAGCAGCGGAGGAAGAGCGUGGAAUGAUGAGUGUUUGGCCGACGUCAAGAGGGGUAGUGUUGCUCACUAGGCCCAGAAUUGUGAGUCACACAGCCCCAUUCAACGGUGGUAUGAAAACCUACAAGCGCAGCAAUGUAGCGUUCAUGUCGGGCGCUAUAAUGACUAGAACGACCGCCGUGUUUGUCAUCCAGGCCGGUGGUACACUUAGCAAUGUGAUUAUUGCAGGUGGUGGUGGCGUUUUCUGUGAGACGAAUAAUUGUGCACUCGAGAACGUGUGGUUCAAAGACUCAAUUCAGGGAGCUCUCCACAUUAAUUCGGGUACAGGUAUCACAACUGUUACGGGUGGAGGUGCAAGGAAUGUAGCACGUCGUGUCAUCUUUGGUCAGGCUUCAGGUACUGUUGUUAUCAGUGGUGGUUUUUACAUGGAAAACUCGGGUAGACUGUUUGAGUCGUGCGGUACAUGUGGCCCUGUCAAGCGUGGUGUUAUCGUGGAUGGAGUGGUUAGCGUGAACCCGACUGCUGAGCUUAUUCGUAUGAACAGCAACUACAACGACCGAGGAACUGUUUCCAAGGCUACCAUUGUCACUUCAAGCACCAACUACCCUGUGUGUUCACGCUUUGUUGGAGGUGCUGUUCCCAGACGAAUUGGCUUUGGGGCCUUUGCAUCCACGUGUUAUUACAAAAAAGCCGAUGUGACGAUUCGAUCGCCAUAA